Molecule: messenger RNA, 2709 nt
Organism: Aspergillus clavatus NRRL 1
Lineage: Eukaryota; Fungi; Ascomycota; Eurotiomycetes; Eurotiales; Aspergillaceae
Product: snoRNA-binding rRNA-processing protein PWP2
Exons: 5
Coding region: 1-2709 (902 amino acids)
Biological process (GO): ribosomal small subunit assembly; maturation of SSU-rRNA from tricistronic rRNA transcript (SSU-rRNA, 5.8S rRNA, LSU-rRNA)
Cellular component (GO): small-subunit processome; Pwp2p-containing subcomplex of 90S preribosome
Molecular function (GO): protein binding
Source: RefSeq, a predicted model, not a curated record
AUGAAGACAGAUUUUAAGUUCUCCAACCUUUUGGGGACGGUCUACCGCAAAGGAAACCUUCUCUUCACGCCCGACGGUACCUGCUUGCUCUCCCCAGUGGGCAACCGGGUCACAGUUUUUGAUCUUGUGAACAAUACAUCAUAUACCCUUCCAUUCGCGCAUCGCACGAAUAUCGAUCGUCUCGAUCUCUCGCCCCGCGGCAAUCUCUUACUUUCCGUCGACGAGAAUGGCCGUGCCAUUUUGACCAAUUUCUUGCGCAAAGUCGUCAUCCAUCAUUUCUCUUUCAAGGGCCGAGUUACCGCGCUUAAAUUUUCCACCUCGGGUCGUCAUUUCGCUGUUGGAGUGGGUAGACGCUUACAGAUCUGGCACACGCCUUCGACACCUGGAACCGAUAACAAUGGCGAGAUUGAAUUCGCACCUUUCGUCCUGUACCGUGAUCUUGCCGCCCAUUUCGAUGUCAUCCACAAUAUCGAAUGGUCUAGCGAUUCGCGCUUCCUUCUUACCGCAUCUAAGGAUCUCACAGCACGCAUUUGGAGUCUAGACCCGGAAGAAGGAUUUGAGCCUACCACUUUAGCAGGACAUCGUCAGGGUGUGAAGGCAGCUUAUUUCUCCGCUAACCAGGAAUCGAUUUAUACUGUCAGCCAAGAUGGAGCCCUUUUCCGGUGGGACUACGUGACCAAGAAAGACCCGGAUACCAUGGAGGAUAUCGCGGAUGCCCGUUGGCGAAUUGUAAAGAAGGAUUAUUUUAUGCAAAAUGAUGCCAAAGUCAACUGUGCUACAUUCCAUGCCCCUACCAAUCUCCUUGUUGUUGGUUUCUCCAACGGCUUGUUUGGACUUUAUGACCUGCCGGAGUUUAACCCAAUUCAUCAGCUCAGCGUCUCUCAGAGCAACAUUGACUACGUGACAGUAAACAAGUCUGGUGAGUGGCUAGCAUUCGGCUCGUCAAAGCAUGGCCAGCUCCUCGUGUGGGAAUGGCAGUCGGAAUCCUAUAUCCUCAAGCAACAGGGUCACUUGGAUUCGAUGAAUGCUCUCGUUUAUUCGCCUGACGGGCAGAAGGUUGUCACCGCUGCCGAUGACGGCAAAGUGAAAGUCUGGGAUGUCAAGUCCGGCUUUUGCAUAGUCACUUUUACGGAGCACACAAGUGGAGUCACUGCGUGCCAGUUUGCCAAGAAGGGAAGUGUAUUGUUCACAGCAUCAUUGGAUGGUUCCGUAAGAGCAUGGGAUCUCAUCCGUUACCGCAACUUUCGUACCUUUACUGCGCCAUCUCGAAUGUCUUUCUCUUCGCUUGCGGUUGAUCCUAGCGGUGAAGUUGUUUGUGCUGGAUCACCAGAUUCCUUCGAUAUUCAUGUAUGGUCAGUACAAACGGGACAACUGCUCGACCAGCUUUCGGGUCAUGAGGGACCAGUUUCAUCGCUCGCUUUCGCUGCCGAUGGCAACCAUCUCGUCAGCGGCAGCUGGGACCGCACCGUCCGUGUGUGGAGCAUCUUCGGCCGCACGCAGACAAGCGAACCUUUGCAGCUUAUGUCUGACAUCCUAGAUGUGGCAUUCCGACCUGACGGAAAGCAAGUUGCCGCAUCUACCUUGGACGGCCAGUUGACCUUCUGGUCUGUGGAGAAUGCUGUCCAAGAGAGCGGAAUCGAUGGUCGCCGUGAUGUCUCCGGAGGCCGCAAGAUGGGUGAUCGUAUCACUGCCGCAAAUUCGGCGGCUACGAAGUCUUUCAAUUGUAUCACAUACAGCGCAGACGGCUCCUGUGUCUUGGCGGCAGGCAACAGCAAGCACAUUUGCCUGUAUGAAGUGAGAACGGGUACGCUACUCAAGAAGUACACAGUCUCCGUCAAUACUUCUCUUGAUGGCACUCAGGAGUUCUUGAACAGCCGGGAUCUGACAGAAGCCGGCCCUCGUGGUCUCAUUGACGAGACUGGCGAAGCAUCGGAUCUGGAAGAUCGUAUUGAUCGAAGCCUUCCCGGUGCAAAACGUGGUGAUGCUGGGGCUCGGAAAACUCGACCUGAAGUUCGUGUCACCUCGGUUGACUUCUCCCCAACCGGACGUGCGUUCUGUGCAGCUUCAACGGAAGGUCUCCUCAUUUACAGUCUCGACACAGAAUUUGUCUUCGACCCAUUUGAUCUUGAUAUCUCUAUCACGCCGUCCAGCAUCCUUGCCACUCUUGAGGCUGCCAAGAAAGCGCAUUCAACUGGUGCUAUAGAUGAUGACAACACUUUUUUGAAAGCAUUGGUCAUGGCUUUCCGUCUGAACGAAUCCAAGCUCAUCCGUGCUGUGUAUGAAGCCAUUCCUCCCUCGGAGAUUCCUCUUGUAGUUCGCGCUCUGCCAACUGUUUACCUUCCUCGUUUCCUUCGAUUCGUGGCCAAGGCUGCCGAUGAGACCCCUCAUCUGGAAUUCAACCUGCGGUGGAUUGAGUCUCUGCUGAGUAUCCAUGGUCGGUACUUUAAGGACAACUCUGGCACUCUCGCCACGGAAUUGCGUGCCGUACAUCGGGCCAUCGAUGACAUUCGGGAUAAUCUGAAGAAGAUGGUGGAAAAGAAUCUGUACGAUCUCAACUACCUCCUCUCCACACCAGUUCUUACCGACAAGAAGAGCGCUGCGCCAAAGACCAUUCAAGACUUGAAUGCUGUGAUCACGAAUGAUGUUGAUGAGCAUAUGGUUGAUGGAGAUGAGGGUGAUGGAGAAGGGGAAUGGGUUGGCCUCGAAUGA